AUGUUUUUCUUGCUUCGAUCCCUGCUCACGAGACCUUUCUUUUUCAUAGUGCUGUGCAUUGCGUUUGUUCUUCUGAAUAUACUGAUUUAUUUUAAUAAAGAAUCGCUUCAUCCUCUUGCUACAAGCGAAGAUGUGCAUCAAUUCGAGGGCGCUACUAAGGUGUUCUAUCCACCUGGUGACAUGGGAGCUGCUGUGCUACUCAACAAAUCGAAUCCAUCCGUAGCACAAGCAAUUAAUGCAUCCAUGAAGCGCUACGGACUCAACGAGUAUGCAUCCGACCUGGUAUCGAUCCAUCGGCGGCUUCCCCUUUCGCCGGAUCCUUGGUGUCAGCAUUCGGUGGCACACAACCUUCCCCGGACCUCCAUCGUCGUCGUAUUUUACAACGAAGCAUGGUCUGUGCUGGUACGAACCGUACACUCGGUAUUGCACCAUUCUCCAUCGCAUCUGCUGCACGAAAUAAUUCUCGUCGAUGAUUGCUCCAGUUUGCCACACCUUAAAACCCAACUGAAAGAGUACUUCGAGCGAUACCCUAAGGUGAGAAUCAUCCGAGCCGCGAGACGAAUGGGAUUAAUCAAGGCACGCGUACUGGGAGCCAAGAUGGCCACCACGGAAGUGCUCACCUUUCUCGAUGCUCACGUCGAGUGUGCCGAAGGUUGGCUCGAGCCAUUGCUCGAUCAAGUGGCGCGCAAUGAGACGACUGUCGCCGUUCCUACGAUUGAUAAGAUUGAUCCGUUGGAUCUGCACGUGAAUACUAACAUAACUCUACUGCUUGCUGGUGCCUUCGAAUGGGAUCUAAACUUUGGUUGGUGCGAACGAAAGCAACUGCACAAACGGUACGCACAUCCGCUCGAACCUUUCGACACCCCAGCGAUGGCCGGUGGUUUGUUUACGAUCCGGCGCAGCUUCUUCGAGCGGCUCGGUUGGUACGACCAGGGUUUCGAUAUCUAUGGGAUGGAAAACAUUGAACUAUCGUUCAAAACGUGGAUGUGCGGUGGACAACUGCUCACCGUGCCGUGCUCCCGCGUGGGCCACAUCCAGAAGCAGGGUCACCCCUACAUACAGAACAGUAAGCGUGAUGUCCACCUGUACAAUUCGAUCCGUUUGGCCGAGGUGUGGAUGGAUGAGUACAAGCGGAUCGUGUUCGACGUAAACGGUGUACCGCACUAUAGCGAGGAGCUGUUUGGAUCGGUUGCGGCACGGAAACGAUUCCGCGAGCAAGCCGGUUGCAAACCGUUCCGCUACUACCUACAAACCGUGUUUCCCGAGCUCAAGAUACCGAGUGUUUAUGGGCAGUUUCGUGGAGAAGUAAGAAACGUUGCUCUGGGCAAGGGUUACUGUCUCACAGCAUUGGACACAGCGAAGGGAAGCCCACGAAUGAUACCCUGUACCGGGGACGAUAGCGAUCAGUUCUGGGCUCACGGAUAUUAUUAUGAUAUCAGUUCGUACAAAAUGUGUCUCGAUUUCACGGGCACUCGAUUGCAGUUGGCGGUUUGCCAUCGGCACCGCGGGAAUCAGGGUUGGAUGUAUGUGGUCGAGACGAAGCAGAUUUGGAAUAUGGGUCAAGGGAGUUGCCUUGCGGUGAGCACGCACACUAACGGGUCGCUAGUGAUGCAAAAGUGCAACGAAAACAGUAAAGAGCAGCAGUGGCUGGUGACGUUUAUCGAUUAUAGUGAUUUAUAUAGAUAA
Messenger RNA from Anopheles aquasalis, 1686 nucleotides. RefSeq names its product putative polypeptide N-acetylgalactosaminyltransferase 9. NCBI's taxonomy places the organism in Eukaryota, Metazoa, Arthropoda, Insecta, Diptera, Culicidae. The record is from RefSeq and is a predicted model, not a curated record. Gene Ontology annotation, molecular function: polypeptide N-acetylgalactosaminyltransferase activity. Gene Ontology annotation, cellular component: Golgi apparatus. Gene Ontology annotation, biological process: protein O-linked glycosylation.